CUUAGAAACUGUCCAGGCAGCCAAUCUCGGACGUUCGGUUAUUGCAGCCAGUGUAUCGGAAAAUGACCAACGCAGCGCCAUUGCCGACCUAAUCGACAAGCUUCCUUCCGAACCAGGAGUGUCCAGGAUAAUUGUCCUAUUCAAAGAAGUAUCUACUGCUAGAGAUGUUCAUACUUUCUUACGGGCCAAAGAUACGUGGGCGGUCGAGCUCGUUGAUACAGCUGAAGUGUCAGAAAAAGCCCGAACAGCAGAUUGUAUUGAUCUCUGGACUUGAUACUGUCACCUCUGCACUAUCAUGUUAUGAUGUUUAUGAAUGCAAGUCACUCAUUCUUUGUAAUUUUGAGCCCGAUACAACACUUCUCGAGGCACUCGCUAGAUUUAAUCCAAGAGCAACGAUGGGCACUCCGAGAACACAUUAUAUUCCUUCCUCCGAGAGAACACCGAUCAUCUGCCUAACGAACAUCGAAGAAAAGUUAAAUUGGAAUUACGAAAGGGCUGUCUCUUUCGUCGAGUGUUACUUUCAAACAUGGAACAUCCCACCAAGUCUUUCAUUCUUACCUGCCGAUGAUGGCGUCAACAACUUGGAGGAUAGCUUCUGGACCUAUAUAGCAGACAUCAUCUCAUCAUCAGGCAAGGCUGUAAUAUACACCUCUGAUGGUGAAAUGUCUCAAGAAGUGCUUGAUGGUCUCUACAGAAAAACCGUGGCAGCGCGCGUCGUAAAAUCCCAAGCUGACCUCGCCUACGAUCAGAAAGUCAAAGCUGUUAUAAUCUCCUCGGAUUCCACCUUCUUCGAGAGUGACAUUACUCCCUGUGGGAAUGUCAUAAUUUUUCACCCAGCUAAAUCAAACGAAGAGUAUGUCCAUAUGCACGCAUGUGCCAGAAACUUUGAAAAGCGGAGUGCUCGAAUCGUGGAAGUGGUCCCUUCAGGCCAGAUGAAUUUCGUCUCUCUCAGUGGAAUUACUACCACGAUACCUAUAGAUAUCCGAGACAUCACACCCGACCUUCUUGCCAAAGUACAGCACGGACACGUGCCUUUACCCGACGAAAAAGAUCUUCGUGCCGCGAAAUACAUACAAGUAUCACAUGGCGGUGCAGAACAGCGCCUCCGUACCGAAGUUGCAACUAUAAUACAGGAAGUACCGAAAUUCGCAGACGCUGUGGCUCAAAAGCAGGUAGACGCUUACCUCUCGGGCGGAAUCAAGUACAAGACAGCCGGGACUUUUGGGACAACAUUCUUUCGCCAGCAACAAAGUUAUGACUCGAGCUCUGUACAAGUAAGAGUGAUUUCAGAGGAAGGUUCUGACACUGAACCUGGUGAUGGGCUUCCUCUUGUUGAAGAUGUUGAGAAAACUGCUGCCGAGGAGUUUCGCAAUGAGGAUGAGUAUGGGCGGGUUGCUACUAAACAGCAAGAUCGAGGGGGGAACUCCAAUAAACAAGAUAGAUAUCGUGGCAAGGAUUACGGGUGGUCUCGGGCCAACCGUCGGCCUGAGAGAGGAAGCUGGGAACGAGGCAAAAAGGGCCAAGGUUGGGAUAAGCAGAGGAGCCCGCCUCGUACCUACGACUCAGACGACCGCCAACCGCCAAAACAGGGCUGGGAAGAAGGAAGGAGGCGGCGAUCUUGGAAUAACCAGGAGAGACCGCCUCUUACCUACGACUCAGACAAUCGUCGGCCGCCGAAACAAGGCUGGGAGGGAGGAAGAAAGCGGGAACCUUGGAAUAAUCAGGAGGGAACUUCAUCUCGUUCUGAUGCAUCAGAGAACGGUCGGUCGGGAUUGCGUAAUACAGGAGCGCAUGAUCAAAGGUCCAGGAAGGAGGGUACGUCUUGGAGCAAAUCGGAGCAUGGAAAAUAGACUGGGCUUUUAUAUAGAUUGAAGCUUGAAGCCUAGCACUUGCCUACUUAUAGUUUUAGUUGCUCUGUGUAGCGUUCACUAAUAAUUACCGCUCAUCACGAAAGGCCGUGGAAUCGUUGCAACGGUGUUGAUACAAUACUGUAAGAAGGCU
This is a messenger RNA of Guyanagaster necrorhizus, 2001 nucleotides long. RefSeq lists its product as uncharacterized. Lineage: Eukaryota; Fungi; Basidiomycota; Agaricomycetes; Agaricales; Physalacriaceae. The transcript is spliced from 8 exons. Bases 165 to 1850 code for a protein of 561 amino acids. The record is from RefSeq and is a predicted model, not a curated record.